Molecule: messenger RNA, 1218 nt
Organism: Boeremia exigua
Lineage: Eukaryota; Fungi; Ascomycota; Dothideomycetes; Pleosporales; Didymellaceae
Exons: 3
Coding region: 296-1075 (259 amino acids)
Molecular function (GO): oxidoreductase activity, acting on a sulfur group of donors, disulfide as acceptor
Source: RefSeq, a predicted model, not a curated record
AUGCAUCAUUGCCCCACUUUUCCCUGACUCCAUGUCGACCACCGCUCGUGCAUCAGCCGUGAUGCGGGAGAUCAGCUAAUGGGCGGCACAUCUUGCGCAAUGAGGUUGAUACUGCAACAAACGAUUGCACGGUGUUUGCACUUGCAGUGAACGUUUUUUGUCUGCGGUCCACGUGCUCAUCGCGCUAUCAGUGUCGUAUCACGCCGCAACCGCAUUUAGCUACUCAGACCUUCGUAUCGCCCCAACCAAACAACGGCCGGAGGCUCUGCCGGCAGCGCUACAUACUUAAUCAGCUAUGGAUUCAUCCCUCGAGAAGGCUGCGAUGGACUCGAAGGCGCCCUUGCUUCCGCAGACGCAGGAGCACGCGCCCGCCGACGCCGCCAUGCUUCGCCCUCAGCACAAGCGCAGGAUACACGCUGCCAUGUUCGCUAUCCUCUUUGCUGUGUUCUGGCUCGCGAGGUCGUGGAGCUGCGAGCACGAGCAUGCAGACGUGAAGGCGAAGGUCCCACUCGAUGUACACAUCAUGUCCAAAUGCCCCGACGCACGCGCCUGCCUGCAGAAGCUGGUCGUGCCCACGAUGGCCAACGUCUCGGACAAAGUCGACUUCCGCCUGUCCUUCAUCGGCAAACUCACCAACGAAGACGACGGCGUCCAGUGCAUGCACGGCCAGACCGAGUGUCUGGGCAACAUCCUCCUCCUCUGCGCCGCCCGCGAGUACCCCGAUCCCAAGCUGCAUCUCGGCUUCACCAACUGCGUGAUCAACGAUUACCAGGAGAUUCCUGGGCGCCAGCUCAUCGAGGACUGUGCGCUGGAACACGGGCUGGACUUUGGGGUGCUGAAUGAUUGUAUGAGCAGGGAUACAGGGGCAUUUGGGAUGGGGCUGUUGAGGGAUAGUGUGAAGCAUAGCCAGGAUGUGGGCGCGGGGAUUAGCUGUACGAUUAGGUUGGAUGAUAAGGUGAGGUGUGUGUAUGAUGGAGGGCAGUGGAAGGACUGCGAGGAUGGGUCCAGGCCGGAGGAUCUGGUGAAGGAUAUUGAGAGGUUAUAUGAUGAGGCUCAAGGGUGGACUUUUGCUUGAUGGGGACAGAGCAAUACCCUGCAUUUUCGUCGCCAUAUCAAGCGUGUUUGGCGCAUACUCUACAAGUCAAGAGCUCAGCUUUGGGGUUGGAGAAAUACUCAGUAAUGUCUACGAUGAACUUCAUUCACGUGUAGCUGCGCAAG